AUGGAAAACAACCUUCGUUUAGAUACGUCAUAUAUUUUUAAAAAAGUAAUUGGAAGACUUAAUUUAACAAAAAAUAUUAAUUUAAAGAAACAAUUUCGGAAAGAUUGGAAUAAAAAAAUUAAUAGUUCUCAUCUUGAAAUAUUUUGUGAUUUAAUUAAUGUAUUAUAUAAACUGACAGGAUCAAAAGAAACAAUUAGUUUACAAUUAAUAUUAAGUGGUAAACAAAAAAUGGAAUUUUUAAAUGAUUUUCAUGAAGAAGAAAUAAUUAAUUUAUAUAAAAAUAAUGAUGGAAUAUUUAAAAAAUUUAUUAAAGAAACUUGGGGCACGAGAAGUCGAAUAGUUGUAUAUUUAGAUAAAAAUCUAGAAAUUGUACAAAUUAUGGUUGAAGAAGGGUAUAAUAAUUCUUUGAAGGAAAUGUUGAAAAUUGGUAGGUUAUUCAGUUGUAGAGAAUUUUUAUUCUAA
Messenger RNA from Meloidogyne enterolobii, 462 nucleotides. The record is from the annotation of a GenBank genome assembly. Lineage: Eukaryota; Metazoa; Nematoda; Chromadorea; Rhabditida; Meloidogynidae.